Cynoglossus semilaevis (tongue sole) is the source of this 1641-nucleotide messenger RNA. Its product is annotated as protein LSM14 homolog B-like. Lineage: Eukaryota; Metazoa; Chordata; Actinopteri; Pleuronectiformes; Cynoglossidae. The transcript has 8 exons. Gene Ontology annotation, molecular function: mRNA binding. Bases 172 to 1296 code for a protein of 374 amino acids. The record is from RefSeq and is a predicted model, not a curated record.
CGGUAUACGCGGCCAAACAAAACAAACGAACCCUAGAUUAAACGCAGGUGAGCGCAGCGUCAGCGCCAAACAUAAAACGCACAGGUGUGGGUUAAUUAUAUACAAUACUGAAGAGCUGGGAAGGUGUGAUGUUUUCUUUGCCAACAAUUUGAAGACAGUUACACUUUAAAAAUGAACACUGGAGCAGGGACGCCUUACAUCGGCAGCAAAAUAAGUUUGAUAUCAAAGGCACAGAUUCGUUAUGAAGGAAUAUUGUCCUCUGUGGACACAGAAAGGUCCACUGUUGCUUUAGCAAAAGUAAAAUCCUAUGGGACUGAGGACCGACACACUAACAGACCUGUGCCACCUAAAGAUGAAAUUUAUGAAUACAUAAUUUUCAGAGGAAGUGACAUUAAGGAUAUCACUGUCUCUGAGCCCCCAAAACCACACCAUGGGCUCCCACUAGACCCUGCAAUUGUACAGUCCUCUAUUGGCAGUUCCUCUGCAGCAUAUCACCCACGAUGGAAUCCUUACAGAGACUUUUCUGCCUACAACCAGUUGGCUGCCAGUUCUCUACUCAACCAGCAGUACAAUGCAGCACUUGGUCUCGUACCAGGUUUUCAUGGCCUCCCAACGAGAAGAGGUCCCAUGGUUGAACAGGCAGUCCAGACCGUGCCGUUGGCCACUGCUGUUCAGAAGAAGAUCAAGGUUCCUGCUCAGCCUCCGAACAGACAGCCUGUUCGCUCAACUCAACAAUCUGUUCGUGAAAGUUCCCAGCUUCAGAAAGAAAAUGUCCUGAACAGUCGGGCAGCACCUCAGGCUUCUGCAGCCAAGAGCCAGAUUCCAAGCACUGAUAGCCAGAAAAAAAGGCAAAAAGAAGAUAAACAAGGUAGUCGCAGACCCAGGAACCGCAGCAGAGGUCAGCUCAUUGUCAAAAACUCAAAGGCUACGACUUUGCAGUUUGACUCUGAUUUUGACUUUGAAACAGCGAAUGCUCAGUUUAAAGAUGACCUUACAAAAGAAAAAGAAGUCACAGCUGAAAAAGUAGAGUCAGCCAAAACUCCAGAAAGUCAAGAUAUGGAAGAGGUGGAGACUCCUGGUGACAAAUACUAUGACAAAGCCAAAUGCUUCUUUGAUAACAUCUCAUCGGACCUUAAACCCAGGAGAACCACAUGGGCAGAAGAGAAGAAGUUGAACAUGGAAACGUUUGGUGUUACCGGCCGCUUCCUCAGAGGCAGAGGCUUCAGAGGCCGGGGACGUAGAAAGGAGAACACUGUCGACCCUCGACCCCUCAAAGUUGGCAGUGGAAGGGUCUGAAUGUUUUGUUCUUGUAAAUAAUAGUCUUUUUGUACUAAAUUAAGAAGUACCUCCCUAUUUUCUACAUUUGUUUUUUUUUUUCUAAUUAUCCUAAAUGUAGUUUAGUCUAAUUUAAACUGGGAGCUGUUUAUUUUAGAUUGAGCAUGAUUGAGCAUAACUGCAAGAUUUUUUUUUUUUUAUUCUUUUUUUUUUUUAUUCUAUUAAAUAAGUAUAUUAGACUGUCCAAAUCUAACUCCAGUUUGUUUGGUCUUAAUGCCAACUGGACAGCUGUGCUUUAUGUUCCCCCUACUUGUAAUGUAAGAACUGGAGAACCUUAAAAGUUGCUAUUAAAUAAUGUAAACCACU